AUGCGCAACAACUUUGUAAUGGCAACGCAUAAUUCUUAUGCUUUCGGAAACGCUAUUGCGGCAAACCAACAUUACAAUAUUUCAACGCAAUUAAAAGAUGGAGUUCGUGUUUUUCUUCUUGCUGUUCUUAAAAACCCAGAUCCAACAAAAUCAGAUAUAGAACUUUGCCAUACUUCUUGCGAAUUAUUGGAUGCAGGAACUGCCGCCGAUACAUUACAAAAUAUUGCAACAUUUUUGCAAAAUAAUCCAAAUGAUAUUAUUACUAUCUUUUGGAGAAAUUAUUUUAGUAAUCUUACAGCAGCUGAUAUCAAAACUGCUUCUGAUAAAGCUGACCAGCGUCGUCCAAUAUACAUGUUAAAUCAUUUUCUUUACACCGAAGUGAAAUCUGGACCAUUAGACAUUGACCUUCCAACUCGAGUCACUGCAAAUCUAACAAAUAGUGCUAGUCUUCAAAAACAUGCUCAAAAUUGUACUACUAUUUUUAAACAAUUCCCAAAUUUUAUUACUGUGGAUUUUUAUGACCAAGGUAGUCCGAACUUAAAUCCGUUUAGUAUUGUUGCUAAUUAUAAUGGAGUACAAUAUACACCAACAACCUACGGUAACGGUGUUUUACCUAACGAUAUUGCAACAUCAAAUAGUGCUAAAAUUGAUUUACAAACCAGUUUGUUUACCGCUUUUGUUUCUUUAUUAAUCGUUUUUAUUUUUGCUGUUGUUGAAUUGUAA
This is a messenger RNA of Racocetra fulgida, 723 nucleotides long. NCBI's taxonomy places the organism in Eukaryota, Fungi, Glomeromycota, Glomeromycetes, Diversisporales, Gigasporaceae. The record is from the annotation of a GenBank genome assembly.